Enterospora canceri is the source of this 291-nucleotide messenger RNA. NCBI's taxonomy places the organism in Eukaryota, Fungi, Microsporidia, Enterocytozoonidae. The record is from the annotation of a GenBank genome assembly.
AUGUAUCCCAAUGAGUAUUUUAAUAACGGCGAACUAACACGAAUAAUCAGGGAGUAUUGGAUGGGUAUGCAUCUGUAUUGGAUCACAUUAUUGACAAAACCAAUAGUAAAAGAAACGAAUCCAUCAGAAGGUAACAAGAAUAGUGUGAAGACUAACGAAGAGAACAAACCAGAUCAAGGUUCAAAACAAACGGAUGAGCAGAAACCAAGAGAAAAAGUUAAAAGGAAAAAUAGCAUGGAUGGUUGGCGACCAACCUUUUCAGAACAAAGUAACAUCGAUGUUAAAGACUAA